AUGUUCUGUCGCCACCUCUGCAGCACGUCCUUCGCGGCGGUCGCCGGCCCCGGCCCGUCGCGCCCGCCGCCCCGCGCCGCCGUCACGGCGCCCUCCGCGCGGCGCGCGACGAUCGCCGUCGUGCCCCACUCCGCGGGCAAGGGGCUGGUUGGGGGCCCCGCUGGGGGCGAGGGCGCGGUGCACCCGGACCCGUCUCAGCCGCUGUACCCCGGGUUCCAGGAGGAGAAGGACGUGAGUCACCAGGCCUUCCUGCACGCCUUUGAGGCCGCGCGGCCCCGCGCCAUGAGCAUCCCCGGCAUGCAGCUGGCAUGCCCAGCACCAAGGCUCCGCGAGCAGCAGCAGCAGCAGCAGCAGCGGGAGUUUGCCGCGUCGAUCUGGAACCGCCGCCGCAGCAUUCCCAGCCAGACCUACGCCGAUCCCCUGGACCACAUCUUCAACGAGGCGAGGGGGUGGGGUGGGGCACGCAGUGGGGGAUUGCUGGGGCUGGAGCACGCAUUCUUCCAUUUGGGGGUGUUUGACACGGACAGCGACGGCAAGCUGACUGCCGGCGAGAUCGCCAAGGCCCUGGCGGCCAGGGGCGUGGCGGCCACUGAGGCGCAGGGGCACGGCAGCAGCGUGCAGCUGCCACUCACCUGGGGCGUGUUGCUGUGA
Messenger RNA from Monoraphidium neglectum, 651 nucleotides. RefSeq lists its product as hypothetical. The transcript has 5 exons. NCBI's taxonomy places the organism in Eukaryota, Viridiplantae, Chlorophyta, Chlorophyceae, Sphaeropleales, Selenastraceae. Bases 1 to 651 code for a protein of 216 amino acids. The record is from RefSeq and is a predicted model, not a curated record. Gene Ontology annotation, molecular function: calcium ion binding.